CGACCACGUCUGAGCAGGAACGCCCGGAGCCGCAGUAGCACACUUUCCGUUUACGCGCUCAGCCGAGAGUAAAUCAGUCGCCGCAGUCGGCAUUCGGCACUUCGGCAUCGGCAGUCUCUUCCUGCACGCACACACGUCUACACAUGCGCUCGACUGACGAACGGACACGUUGAUUUUAGCAUUUUGGCUCUUGUGCAGAUCACAUAUUAAUAAUAAUAUUAAAAAUAAUACAUUAUUCGACGGUCGACAGUGUUUUUUAUUCUUUUUAUUUCAUAAAAUACCUACUCCGAUCACGUGGUCCGUUUUCAGCACGGUUAUCGGUCGGUCUGCGAUAGAGCAAAACCACCGUCGGACCCCGCGAUAAUUAAUAAAACACCCAUCACCGUCAUACUAUCGUACGGCAGCAGUUCGCGCGGGAAUACGACGUCGCAAUGGUCCGCCUUAUGAUGCACCCCGAACCGUCCAACUAUUCGUACGUGUUCGACUUCGAGGAGAACUUCCACUACGAAUGGACGCGGCAGUGGAUGACCGAAAACUGGACAAACGGGUUCUAUUAUUGCACCAUAUACGCCAUGCUGGUGUUCGGGCUCCGGCGGAUGAUGCGCGACCGGGCCGGUUUCCGGCUCAAGGGGCUGCUGGUGCUGUGGAACACCAUGCUGGCCACGUUCAGCCUGGUCGGGUUCGCCCGGACGGCGCCCGAGCUGUUCCGCGUGCUCAACAAAUACGGCCUGCACCACUCGGUGUGCGUCACCAGCUAUAUCAUUGACGACCAGGUGUCUGGGUUUUGGUCAUGGCUGUUCGUGCUGUCCAAGCUUCCCGAACUGUGCGACACCAUAUUCGUGGUAUUGCGCAAGAAGCCGCUCAUCUUCUUGCACUGGUACCAUCAUAUCACCGUACUGAUGUACUCGUGGUUUUCAUAUAUGGAGUUCACGUCGUCCGCUCGAUGGUUCAUCGUCAUGAACUACUUCGUACACUCCAUGAUGUAUUCGUACUACGCGAUCAGCGCCAUGGGUUACCGGUUCCCCAAAUCCGUGUCUAUGUUCAUCACGGCCAGUCAGCUAAUACAGAUGUUGGCCGGUUGCUUUAUCAACUACACCACGUACAGUUAUCUGAAGUCAGGUGGCCAACAAUCGUGUCGGGUGUCCCAAACCAAUGUUACUGUGUCGGCUUUGAUGUACUUCAGUUAUCUAUUGCUGUUCGCUAGAUUUUUCUACAACGCAUACUUCAGCAAGUCUAAAAAAUUGUCCAAACAACACUGACCGCAGAUGACAUGUGUUUUUAUUACUUUUUAGUUUUUAUACCUAAUUCAACAGUGUUCUUAAAAAUAUUAUUUAUAUGAUUUACGAGAUAAAUUUGUUCUACCCCUUAAACAACAAAUGAAACAUCUUUGUUUAACAAUAGAUAAACGUUCAAUCCAGAUUUUAUACAUAACACUUAAGUAUAAAAUAGACAAUUCUAGACUCCACCUCCAACGAUCAUCUUGUUUGAAAUUCUAACUAACUAUGUAUGAAAUAUAAUUAUACGAUCUGUGCGUACAUACACUACAUACAGUAUUCAGUUGUGGGGUUCUGUAAAACACUAAAGCGUAGUAUUGGGUGUUUCAAUUUAUUUGCUUGUGAUGUAUAAAUAUCCUCCUUAGUAUUUUAUCAAUAGAAAUCUUCAUAAAGACCUAAAAUGCUUACCCUUAAUCAAUUAGUCAAAUUAUAUUUUAAUUUUCAUACCAAUUAAAAUGUUCAUACUAAUCCACUGAACAAACAAUUAUCCACCAUUUAAAUUUUUCCAGUUUAGGAAUAACGUAGAGACCUAUUUAAAUUAAAAAUAAAGAAAAACAAUAAUAUAUUUUGCUUUGUGACAGAAGGUCGUUUUCUUUGCUUUUCGAUUUAGUAAUAUUAUACAUAACUCAAGUAUAAUUAAAUAUAAUUAUCAUUUUUUUGGGGCGAUGGAUUGUAUAAUCCUUUU
This is a messenger RNA of Melanaphis sacchari, 1959 nucleotides long. It is a transcript of the gene Baldspot, whose product is annotated as elongation of very long chain fatty acids protein 6. Bases 432 to 1259 code for a protein of 275 amino acids. Gene Ontology annotation, biological process: sphingolipid biosynthetic process; very long-chain fatty acid biosynthetic process; fatty acid elongation, polyunsaturated fatty acid. The record is from RefSeq and is a predicted model, not a curated record. Gene Ontology annotation, molecular function: fatty acid elongase activity. Lineage: Eukaryota; Metazoa; Arthropoda; Insecta; Hemiptera; Aphididae. Gene Ontology annotation, cellular component: endoplasmic reticulum membrane. The transcript has 2 exons.